AUGAAGGACGACGUGGCACGCGAGGAAGGGGCAAGGAGCGCCGAGCUGGGCUGCUUCCACCAACAGGGCGCCUUCAGCGGUGGCAACAGCGGCAGUAGCAGCGCUCAGCACCAGCAGCACCAACAGCAGCAGCAGCAGCAGCAGCAGCAACGCACCAACUUCAGCACGAAGCAGCUGACCGAGCUGGAGAAGGAGUUCCACUUCAGCAAGUACCUGACGCGCGCGCGACGCGUCGAGAUCGCCGCCGCGCUGCAGCUGAACGAGACCCAGAUCAAGAUCUGGUUCCAGAACCGGCGCAUGAAGCAGAAGAAGCGAGAGCGGGAGGGACGCGACCCCGCCGGAAAGGGGCUCUCCGCCGCGCCCGCCGGAGAAGGCGACGCCGAGGUCGGAGUCGUCGGCGUCUCGGUGGCGGGGGUCGCGAUGGGAGUCGGGGUCGGACCCCGUGAGAGGCCGUCGGCUCUCAGGAGCGGGUCGAACUCGCCUGCUGAGACAGACUCGGCCGCAAUUGCUGCUGAUGAUGAUGAUGACGACGACGAUCAUCGUCAUCGCCCUGAUGAUGAUGAUGAUGAUCGUGAUGAUGACGAUUAUGACGUGUCGCCGUGAGUUGGGCUGGGCCGGUAGAGAAGAGACGCUGGAGGGGAGACUCUGCGGACGUCGCGGGAAAGGUUUCUGUGUCGGAGUGGAUCUUGAUUUGAAGCUUGCGUGACUGCAGGAACCCAUACUCUUUGGUUGUUUCGGUAAAGUCACGUAGGUAGAAGAAAAAUAAAAAUAAUAAUAAUACAUCACAAAUAUCUAUUAAAAUAAAAUAAAAAAAUGUUAUUAAAUGUUUCUACCUACGUGACUUUACCGAGAGAACCAACGAGUGUUGGAGUGAAAUUCGCCUGUUUUAUUGUUACGUCUCCGCGUCUCUCUAUCCGCACGCGUGGCUCCCUGUGUCUCCGUUUUUGUUUCUACGUCUCUCAAUGAUCUCCGCGUCUGUGUCUCCGUGCGUCCGUCUGUUGCGUCUUGUCUCCAAGCGUCACUUUCCGUAGCUGUCUCCUGUCUCUGCCUGCCUCAGGAACUCCCUCCACUCCGUGUCUCCGUCCCGACGUCUCCACCUCUGCAAUCUCCCGUCUCGUGCUUCUGUCCAUCUCGCAGUGUCGAUGUCUGCGGCUUAGUGUCGCAAUGUCUUCGUGCGCGCGCGCCGUCCCCAUCUCCCCAUCUCUCUGUCGACCCAUCUCGAGGCCAGGCACACAUGUUGACGAAACGGCGGAAACACGAGUUCAAUAUCAAUGUUAAAAUCGGUGGUGGGCGUCAACACGAUUUGCACCAAAUUGCUGGCGAUUUAUGGAGGCAGCGGCAAAGUUUACAGCCAACAAGGAAAAAUAAAGUUCCGAUCGACCAGUACAAUCGCACACGGCCGGUGAAUCUGAUUUGUUUUUUUCUUUCAAGUCGGUCCAAUCACCACAUAAAAAGCUUUGCACUCCUUCGCAUUCAUCUGCAUGCGACAUUCAAACAAUUGUCGUGUUUAUCGCUGUACGUUGCAUUUGUGAUUGCUGUUGUUGAUUGCUAUUGAUCCUGUUAGGUUAUACAUUUAAGUGUAACGCCAACGAGAAUGUCUGCAAAUGCCUCCGUCUCUGUGCACGAUCUCCCGUGGCGGCAAACGCUCUGUCUCUCUGUCUCUCUCGCUGUCUCUGCCUCGUCAGCGAGAGUCAAGCUGACGGAUUCAAACGCUUACCUCGAGAUUCACCACACUUUCAAGUGAAUGAAAAACACAAUCGUCGUAUGUUUACAAUUCCGUACCAUCAAGAAUCGUCCGUGUACAACGACGAACACGCGCAGACAUAUGCGCGUGUGUGUGGCUGUUAGAUUUAAAAAAAAAUCUAAGAGUUGUGAGAAUUAAACGAUGUAAUUAAAAUAAAACAAUGCCUCGGAUGGUGUCCCACGUGGAGCUAUUAGGCAGCUCGCUAUUUAUGAGUUCACUGGUAAUAUAUAAAUACUAUUGUGCGUUAAUAUAUUCAUAUAGGUGAGAUUAAUCAUAUAGGUAAGAUACGCGAAUGUCGUUGGUAUCGCCCCACAGGAUCAAUCCUCAGCUCCCCACUUGACGAUGUGCGGGGUAUAAGACUUGAGUACCUGUCCAGGGGUAGUUUUAUCGUCCCGAUGAUGAUGGUGAUGAUGAUGGACGCCGUGACGCAUAGUUAUUAUUCAGGGAAAGAGAACGCGCGUGUUCGUCUUUGUCUUCGUGCGUAAGCGUUCGCACGUGGUUGCUUGCGUAUGUGCGUGUGUGUGUGUGCGCGUGUGUGUGCGUGUGUGCGCGUGUGCGUAUGUGCGUGUGUGUGUGCGCGUGUGCGUGUGUGUGUGCGCGUGUGCGUGUGUGCGUAUGUGCGUGUGUGUGUGCGCGUGUGCGUGUGUGUGCGUGUGUGUGUGUGUGCGUGUGUGCGUGUGUGUGUGCGUGUAUGUGCGCGUGUGCGUGUGUGUGUGCGUGUGUGUGUAUGCGUGUUUGUGUGCGCGUGUGCGUGUGUGUAUGUGCGUGUAUGUGUGCGCGUGUGCGUGUGUGUGCGUGUAUGCGUGUGUGUAUGUGCGUGUGUGCGUGUGCGUGUGUGUGUAUGCCACUCUGUUGUGGGGAGCGGUAGUGUAGUGGUUAGCGCGCUGCGCUACGAACCUGGCCACCCGGGUUCGAUUCCCGCUCGCGGCCAACACCGGUUACGAUUAUCUUAACCGGUCCUGGGCCUCCCCUAGGUCGACUCAGCCUCAAAUGAGUACCUGGUGCGAUGUGUAAACAUCGCCACUGGGAGGACAAAGGCGGCCGGGCGCGUUGUUGGCCACCCACCCCCUCGUGUGCCGUGCCGGCCUUCAUAGGUGCUACUCGCUAACAGUACUUGCCCCUACAGUCUGCUAAGACUUUGCGGGGGAAAUUUGUCUUUGUGUGUGUGUGCGACUCUUGUGUAUGAUGGGAAGCGGCGUAGUUGUGGUUAGCGCGCUGCACAACGAACUCGGCGACCCGAGUUCGACUCCAGUUCACAUGCAACAACUGCGAGGAUUAUCUCAACCUCGACUGAGUCUUAAAUGAGUUAUCUGGUGCUGCGUGUAAAAUAAAUAACUAGAAAGACAUCAGCAUUAGGGAGACAAAGGCGGCCGGGGGCGGUGCUGGUCACCCCACCAGCUCCUGUGCUGUGUCGGUCUUCUUAUGAGUGGGUAUGUGUGUGUGUGCAUGUAUGUAUAUGUGUGUACAUGUAUGUGUGUGUGUACAUGUAUGUGUGUGUGUACAUGUAUGUAUAUGUGUGGGGAGUGGUAGUGUAGCGGUUAGCGCGCUGUGCUACAAACCUGCCGAUUAUCUUAACCGGUCCUGGGCCUCCCCUAGGUCGACUCGGCCUCAAAUUAGUACCUGGUGCGGCGUGUAUUAAACAUCAGCACUGGGGAGACAAAGGCGGCCGGGCGUUGUGUUAGCCAACCCACCCCCUCGCGUGCCGGCCUUCAUAGGUGCUCGCUAACAGCACUUAGCCCAGCACCCAGUCGAAGCCUAUACAGGGUAUCUUUGUCUUUUGUAUAUGAAUGCGCGUGCGUGUGUGUGUGCGUGUGCGCGCGCGUGUGAAUGAAUAUUCGAGGCUGUAAUUGCGUCCACGCUGCGGUUUAGAGCUCACGAAUUCCUAUCCCCUCCUCCUCCCCCUCGCGAUACAAGGAUGCGUUGGCGCGGCUGCUCGUACCGUACAGGGUUUCAUUUACAUUGAGAUUCAAGGCAGGGUGUGCUCUCCAAAGACGCGUGCGUGUGUGUGUGUGUUGUGUGUAUGUAUAAACACACACACGUGUGCAAAAAUCGAACGGUGAAAGUUGCUUUGUGGUCACUAAUGCCUUUUUGUUUGCACUAAAAAAAAGAGAGUGGCUUAUUUGUCGUUUAAGUUGCAAUCUCGUGGUGUGCGAGACACGGGGUGUGCGUUCCAUAGCGGGUGAUCGUACAGCUUCCUUCCCCAAAUGUUAACGUAAGAACAACAGCAAACCCAUCGAGCUACCUUCGACACAUUCGUCAAUAGCACUGCCUUGAUAUGUACCACGCAAGCCACGUGUCGCGCAGUGCUGGAGAACAUUGAACCAAAAAAGAAAAUGCUAACCUGGCAAGGCCCUCUGAGCUAAAUAGCCCUUUUUGUCUGAAUGUAUGUUGACAGUCUUUCGCACCGUGCUAAUCACGGGUUCGGGGUGGAAAGAUAACACAAACUAAGCAUGUGUGUUUCAGAAGCGGCCUGUCCACAAAUGAUAACGCAACGAAGUGGCUUAUCAUCCUCACGUAGACAUUUAUGGCAGCCACAUCCUCUAAGCCAGUGGUGCUUCUUCUUAAUCUGGGGUGUAUGGCGUGUGAGAUGCCCUUUCUGGGGGAGUGGGACAUGGCCAGAUUUUUUUAGAAGGUAAAUCAUCUAAAACGCAUGUUCUGCACGGACACGUAAAUACAACUACUUUGUUUCAUCAAACUUGUGUAUUUAUUAACAAGAUACUUUGUUUACGAUUGAGAACCAAAGUGUUGCAAGGCUGCAGCAGAUGGUAGCAAGCACCGCUCUAAAACGCGUGAUGUUGAUGCUCAAUGUGGUGGGGGGGGGGGGGGUGGACCCCGGAGGAUCAGGGAUUAAAAUCCACGCGGCCACGGCGAGAGAAACACGCAAACUCCAAAUAGACGGGCGUCAGGGUCGGGAUCGAGCCUACGACCUCCUGUAUACCAGGCGAGGUAGUUAACAUCUGGCCACCGUAUGAUUAUUCCAUUUAUUUUUGCACGGACAUUAAACAUUUUAAUCGGUUAUUUUUCAAAUUGAUAUUUCAUCUGUUCUAAAUUUUUUGUGCGUCUAUUUUAUUCUUCUUCCUUUUCAAAUGACAUUUAAAAAGUGGAGAGAAAUACUGUGGCGAGCUAGUUUAAUUCGUUAUGUAUUCUAAAUAGGGCAGCAAAUGAUAAAAAAAAAUCCUCAAAUAAUUUCAAAAGAUAUUUCUUGUAUCGUGCAUGAAUGUUAAAGGCAGUCAAUUUUAUAACAUUUGUUAAAAUAAAUUAAAUAACCCGAUACGAUUUGUUGACAUAAAUAUAAUAACCCGAUGUGUCCUGACUUUUGGGCCACUGUAUAUCUAAUAGGUGACGUUUCAGGCAAUGAGCCUUCUUCAUAGGCUGCAGGGUUGUUGUUGUUGUUAUUAUUCUUUGUGCUUGUGCACCAAUGCCAACACAGCAGCAGCAGCAUGCACCAGCAGCCAAAUCGCUUCCCGAUGAUGAUGAGUGGUGGUGAUGAUGAUGAUGUUGUUUAAACAAGCUAAUACUCGUAAUUAUAAAUUAUGAGUGUAUAACAAACAUGCUCGUCGACAAUAAUAUCAUCUGAAACGGAAGAAAAAAUAAUGGGCAACGUUUCGAGUCAUGAGCCUUGUUCAGAUGUUUUGUCAGCAUGUACAAUCCGAGGAAAUAAUACUGUCAUUGAGCGCAAUAGAAGACCUAGACGUUUCGGACAGCUGGUCCUUCUGCAGGAAAUAUUGAGGUCUUACAUGUACUGUGAAUAGUAAAGUAGGCGUGGCGAAGGUGCAAUGGGUCGAUGGGCGGUUGAAUAAUUUGUUUGUAACGUGUUCCCCAAUUAAAAGAUGCUGAUUAUCUCACUCCUCGAGUGAGCCACUAUUGAUACGUCAUCGGGCAAAGUCGCUCAGAUUAUGCGGAUGACCGCAUAUAAUGAAAUAGAGUCGAGCGGCAAGCCUUCAAAGUUGUUGAGCGUUCAACAGGCCGCGGUUACCAAACCAGGGCCGGUCACUUUGUAGCCGGAGCUGUCCGCGUCUGAGCUCCGGGAAUGAAAUGUCUGAAUAAGUAUUGCCCACGCGGAACGAAUUCACGUGUGCUACGCCAAUCCAGGACGCGAUGGGAACACGGCUGCUGCUGCUGCGUCGGGCAAACAAGUCUCUGGGGCAAAUAUUGCGGAAUGUUCGGCGACGUUUGAAAACAAAACCAAAGAAUUGCACAAGAGAAGUAGUGCUCACGAAGCAAACGGCACAGGCCCGAGCGUGAUCUUGUUUACAG
This is a messenger RNA of Lethenteron reissneri (Far Eastern brook lamprey), 6001 nucleotides long. Its product is annotated as homeobox protein Hox-A1a-like. Gene Ontology annotation, molecular function: DNA-binding transcription factor activity, RNA polymerase II-specific; RNA polymerase II cis-regulatory region sequence-specific DNA binding. The record is from RefSeq and is a predicted model, not a curated record. Lineage: Eukaryota; Metazoa; Chordata; Hyperoartia; Petromyzontiformes; Petromyzontidae. Gene Ontology annotation, cellular component: nucleus. Gene Ontology annotation, biological process: regulation of transcription by RNA polymerase II.